AUGUUAGUAAAUAUACAAACCACAGGUUCCUUUUAUCAAGAACAGCGCGUAACAUUUUUUGAGAUCAAUCUGGCAACUCAACCACCAUAUGAUCAAAAUAAAAAUAGAAAAUAUAGAACACGUAUUAGUUUGUUCUUAUACGCGGAAUAUCUGAGCAACAUGGGGAAACACAAGAACAGCACACAGGAUAACAUUUUUCUAAAUUUUAUGCGAAACAACCAGGACAUAGCCAGAGGAUUUGUUAAAGGAGAUAAAGUGGUACAGGAUAAGCUUUGGGCAGAUUUAUGUGACGAGCUGAACGCUUCUGGCCCACCAACAAAAGACAUAGCGAAUUGGAAAAAGGAAGAAGAUCAGAAGCAUUUUAAAAGCAUUGACACUAUUCUAUCGGAUAUUCGUUGCAUUAAAAAAGAAGAAAUUCAAGAAUUGAAGAGGCAUAACAUACAAAUUGAGCGAAGUUUAGCAACCAAAAACGAAAUAAAGCUCAAAUAUCUGGAGCUGGAGCAGCUUAAACUUGAUAUGACAACAAGCUCAGACAAUUUUUAA
Molecule: messenger RNA, 543 nt
Organism: Musca vetustissima
Lineage: Eukaryota; Metazoa; Arthropoda; Insecta; Diptera; Muscidae
Exons: 4
Coding region: 1-543 (180 amino acids)
Source: RefSeq, a predicted model, not a curated record